This is a messenger RNA of Nicotiana tabacum (common tobacco), 892 nucleotides long. RefSeq names its product 18.1 kDa class I heat shock protein-like. The record is from RefSeq and is a predicted model, not a curated record. NCBI's taxonomy places the organism in Eukaryota, Viridiplantae, Streptophyta, Magnoliopsida, Solanales, Solanaceae.
AUACAUCCUGCAGCAAGCAACUCCUUGUAUCACAUCCUAUAUAUUUUCUUACUAAAAGAUUUACUAAAUUAUUUCCUUUGCCAAAACAAGACAACAAAAAUGUCUUUAAUGCCCCUAUUUAACGGUCGCAGAAGCCAUGCACGCCGUGUACAGAAUCCGCCACCACCAACAACAAUUACGCAUCAAUCUCAAACAAGUCAGGAUCGACAGAUUCCUUAUUUUUCACCAACAACCGCAAUUACUACGCAUCAACCCGAAACAAGUCGAGGUCGGCAGGAUCCCUCCCUUGAAUUUUAUCUUCAAAAUCCUCGAUCUCUCAUAGCACCAGCUCUAUCAUUCCACAAUGAACCCACAUCUAUAGCUCAAAUUGAGUAUAAAGGAACCCCAGAGGCACAUAUUUUUAGUGCUAAUUUGCAUGGAUAUAAGAAAGAAGAAGUGAAGGUGCAGGUGGAGGAUGAAAGAGUCUUAAAGAUUACUGGGGAGAAGAAAUUAAUAGAAAAAGGAUAUGAUAACUGGCACCAUUUUGAAAGAAAAAUUGGGAAAUUCUUGACUGCUUUUGAUCUGCCUCAAGAUGCUAGAGCUGAUAAAGUAAAUUCAACAAUGGAAAAUGGGGUGCUUAUUAUCACUGUUCCUAAGAAGGGAGUCAAGAAAUCCCACGUUAGAACAGUUCGAAUUAUUUAAUGAGUUGAAUUUCUUUUUUUGCACACUAUACAGUUUGAUAUAUAUUUAUAUUUUGUGUCAAAGAUAUUACGUUCAGUAUUAAUGUAGUGAUGUGAAAUAAAGAGCAAAAAAGGAAGGAAAGUAACGACUUUUUAAUUAAUGGAGACGAUGGAUUAGACUUGCUUUGUAAUAGUAUUAGCUACUCAUAUAAAUAAAGGGUAUUUCUUUCAUA